AUGCGUUCUGUAUUGUGCCGGUCGCUAUCGGCCCUGGCCCCAGCCCGGUCGUGGGCACCAUCCGCCAUGAUUCAGCCUAUGUCACAGCGGCUGCACUCCACAGGGUCAGGUUCUCAUGGCUCACACCACAUCCAAACCCGGAUACCGUCGUUGAAAGGCGAGCCCAAGCAGGGCCAUCGGUUCCGCGAGUUUGACCUCGACGAUCGUGUCUUCGCCAUCACUGGUGGUGGACGAGGACUCGGAUUGGCGAUGGCUGAAGCUUUGAUGGAGGCUGGUGCGAAAGUCUACUGCCUGGAUCGACUCGAGUCCCCCCACCCCGACUUCCUCGCCGCUCAAGAGCAUGCCGAGAAGAACUAUGGUGGCAGCCUGGAGUACCACCGUAUUGAUGUCCGGGAUGAGUCUGAAGUGAACGACCUCUUUGCGGAAAUCGCAGGCAAGAACCGGCGACUGGAUGGCUUGAUUGCCGCCGCAGGAAUCAACCACCUGCAGAGCGCUCUGGAACACUCGCAGGUGGCUCUUAACGAAGUCAUGCAAAUCAACUUUAAUGGAGUCUUCAACUCGGCCACUGCUGCUGCGCGGCAGAUGUUCAACUACCAACAGAAGGGUUCCAUCCUUCUCAUUGCCAGCAUGAGCGGUCUGAUUGCCAACAAGGGAAUGACCUCUCCCGUCUACAACGCCUCCAAGGCGGCUGUGAUCCAGCUGUCCCGAUCCCUCGCUAUGGAAUGGGGCCGUCACGGUAUCCGCGUGAACAGCCUGUGCCCCGGCCAUAUCAUCACCCCAAUGGUGGAACAGGUGUUCCAGCAGAAUCCCGCAUCCCGAGCUGUCUGGGAAGCCGAGAACAUGCUCGGACGACUUGCCUACCCGGAGGAAUUCCGAGGUGCUGCUCUCUUCGCUCUGAGUGACGCGAGCAGCUUCAUGACCGGCAGCACCAUGCUCAUCGACGGUGGCCACACGGCAUGGUAA
Molecule: messenger RNA, 963 nt
Organism: Aspergillus tubingensis
Lineage: Eukaryota; Fungi; Ascomycota; Eurotiomycetes; Eurotiales; Aspergillaceae
Product: putative short chain dehydrogenase/oxidoreductase
Exons: 2
Coding region: 1-963 (320 amino acids)
Cellular component (GO): intracellular anatomical structure
Molecular function (GO): oxidoreductase activity, acting on NAD(P)H, oxygen as acceptor
Source: RefSeq, a predicted model, not a curated record